AUGGCAGGAGGAGACCCAGUGAACCGCACUUUUAUUGAUGACACACAUCUCAGUUGUUAUCAGAUAAAUAUCAUCUCUUCCACAUUUAAAAGAACCCCUUCCGCAUUAUGUGUUUUAUUCUACAUUUUCUUCAGUUCUGUAUCUGCUGUAACUGUGUGUGGAAACUUUCUGGUGACAAUCGCCAUUAUUUAUUUCAAACAGCUGCACACUCCCACUAACUUCCUCAUCCUUUCUCUGGCUGUGACCGACCUGCUUGUUGGCUUUGUGGUGUUUCCUCUCAAUAUGGAAUUCUCUUCAACCUCAUGUUUGUACAGUCCUAAUAUACUUUGCAAUGUACGAAAUACCAUUGAUGUCACUCUGAGUACAGCGUCUAUUUUACACUUGUGUUGUAUUUCCAUUGACAGGUACUAUGCAGUGUGCCAGCCUCUGACAUAUGGAACUAAAAUUAAUGUUCAUGUUGUUGUGAUCAUGAUUGUAACAAGUUGGUUCAUCCCAGUUGUGUUUGCUAUUGGUGAAUUUUUUGUAGGGUUGAAUUUAGAAAAAUGUGAUGAAAGUUGUAUUUUUGCUCUGCUGCUGACAACUAGUUUCUUUUUAUUUUAUUUCCCUGUGAUCAUAAUGUUGUGUAUCUACUUGAAGAUUUUCCUGGUGGCUCAGAAACAGGCACGCAGCAUCCAGAACACCAACUGUCACAGCAAAAAGAAAGAACUGACAGUCAGAAAGGUGGAAGGAAAGGCCACAAGAACUUUGGCAAUUGUAAUGGGAGUCUUUCUGAUGUGUUUGACUCCUUUUUUUCUGUGUUUUGCCGCUGAGUUCUUGGGAGAUUCCUCGGUGCCUGCUGAAGUGUUUGAAACUGUAGCCUGGCUUGCACUGUUUAACUCCAUGCUCAAUCCGUUCAUCUAUGCUUUCUUUUACAGCUGGUUCAGAUCAGCUUUCAGACUCAUCCUAUCGGGAAAAAUAUUUCAAGGGGACUUUACAAACUCAAAAUUGGUUUGA
Molecule: messenger RNA, 993 nt
Organism: Salarias fasciatus (jewelled blenny)
Lineage: Eukaryota; Metazoa; Chordata; Actinopteri; Blenniiformes; Blenniidae
Product: trace amine-associated receptor 1-like
Exons: 1
Coding region: 1-993 (330 amino acids)
Biological process (GO): G protein-coupled receptor signaling pathway
Cellular component (GO): membrane
Molecular function (GO): trace-amine receptor activity
Source: RefSeq, a predicted model, not a curated record